CAUGAUUCCUUUCGGUCAGACGGCACUGCUGACAGGAGGAAACGUACAGCUGCUGUCGAAUGUACCAUUGGCGUCGACAUGGUUGAUCACGAGAAAGCCGACGAGCUCAGCGUCUCUGUCGACUCGAGACGGGGCUCGGAAACAUCACAGAGAGAGACGUGGCAGAAUGACAAGAGUGCGCGAGCCUGGGUGGUGGUGGCGGGCGCGUUUCUAUGGAUGAUGGUCUCCCAAGGCGUCCUCUUGAUUCACGGGCUACUCAUUGCAGAGCUUGACAACCACUUUGGUGCAGAUCCGAAGCAUACCUGGCUGUCAGGCAUCGCCAGCUUUGUCGCCAUGGUCUCGACGCCUUUCCUUGGCGUGGUGAUGGACACAUUUGGACCCAUCCUGAUGGGCUGCGUCGCCGUCGUCAGCACCGUGGGCGUGUUCAUCGCACUCUCACUCUGCACAGGAUUCGGCCACCUUGUCGCGGUCUUCACCUGGCAUGGGAUCACCUUGGGCAUGUGUAUCGCCAUUGGCCCCUCGAUGGCUGGCAAGCUGUUCCAGAAGCGUGGGGGUUUGGCGCAGGGCAUCACCAUGUGCGGCUCUUCGCUCGCCGGCAUCAUCUACGCCGCGUCCUUCCGCUCCAUGUACGGCGACUCGUGGCGGACUGGCAACCAGAUAUUCGCCGUGGUGACUGGUUCGAUUGCCGUGCUGGCGCUCGGUGCUACCUACUUCUUCAAUCGCGUCGUGCCCGACGAGCUCAAGGUGGCCCCUGGGCAGGGAUGGAAGACCUUCAAGUCGCAGAUUGAGGGCCUCGUAUUGAUCACAAAGCUCUUCACCAAGAACACCUGGGAGCGCAAUGCGCCAUAUGCGUGGUUCGUUGGCGGCAGUUUCUUCCUGCAAUUCGGUAUCUUUGGGGCGAGCGCGUCGGUCCCAUUCAUUGCACGGGCUGUGGGUGCCACAGAAACUGACGCCCAGUACUGCCUCAUCGCCCUGAGUUCCGCGUCUUUCGUUGGACGCCUCAUGUCUGGCUUUAUUGCCGACUCUAUGGGUUCGCUGAUGCUGCUGUUCUGGACCUGCAUCGCCGAGGUCGUUGUCCUACUGGGCGUGGACAUUGCGUUGGCAGACAGGGGCGCUAUGCCGCUGUACUUUGCCUCCACGACCUGGGGCUUCUUCUCCGGAUGCUGGGUGCCCUUGUUUGCGGCUUGCAUCGGCAAACUGUCCGAUCCCAAAGACCUUGGGAAAUUCCUGGGCAUCUCCAACUUGGUCAUCAGCCCGGCAUGUCUUCUGGCGGCUCCUUUGAUGCGAUACAUACUGGAAUGCGGCACACCGCGCCUCCUUUACGGAUCCAUUGCUUCCUUCAUCAUCGUCGGAGCAGCAAUGGUCUAUCGGGCAAGGAUGUGCAAAUUCGACCAGCGCUUCGCCAGCUUGUAGCCGUGCGAGUCCAUCGGGUCCAAAAAGAAAAUAAUUCAUUCAAAGAUACUGUCAAUCGUUUACAAAUCGGCAUUUAUGACGCAUCAGGUAUGGGCACAUUGGAUGUCUGAGACACGAGAGCAUCUCGCGGGGUCGGCAUUACUAAGUACGUGCCGAGUCAAGGGAGGCGGGCCUAAAAAUUAUGCCCAACGGCAAUCACUGUCGGCACAUACAAGUACACGCACUAGCCAGCUGGGGCCUUUCUUCACAUCGACAAUGGCGUUUUGUGGCGGGCCAUUUCAUUGCAAGGCCGAUGGAUGUCUGUCGGUGGCUGGUGGUGGUUACCAUGCGCAUCCAUUAAUAAAUUACAAGACAUGUAAUAUACAGAACUAAUAAUAAUACUCGG
This is a messenger RNA of Emericellopsis atlantica, 1798 nucleotides long. Its product is annotated as major facilitator superfamily domain-containing protein. Bases 79 to 1413 code for a protein of 444 amino acids. Gene Ontology annotation, molecular function: transmembrane transporter activity. The record is from RefSeq and is a predicted model, not a curated record. Gene Ontology annotation, cellular component: fungal-type vacuole membrane. Gene Ontology annotation, biological process: transmembrane transport. NCBI's taxonomy places the organism in Eukaryota, Fungi, Ascomycota, Sordariomycetes, Hypocreales, Bionectriaceae. The transcript has 3 exons.